Messenger RNA from Daucus carota subsp. sativus, 1329 nucleotides. Its product is annotated as gibberellin 2-beta-dioxygenase 8. Bases 29 to 1090 code for a protein of 353 amino acids. The record is from RefSeq and is a predicted model, not a curated record. The transcript has 4 exons. NCBI's taxonomy places the organism in Eukaryota, Viridiplantae, Streptophyta, Magnoliopsida, Apiales, Apiaceae. Gene Ontology annotation, molecular function: 2-oxoglutarate-dependent dioxygenase activity.
GUCUCCUGUCUUUCAGUCUGCAACUCAAAUGCUUUCUGUGCGUCAUUCUGAACUAAUGUCGAUGCCGGAUCAUUCAAGAAACUUCCAGGUCCUUCCUUCCCAGAAUAAUCUGGAAUCACCCGAACCACCGCUCGAAGAAACUUACAAAGCUCUGAUAAAUUCGAAAUCGAUCAGUGUCGAGGACAUGGCGAUAGAGAGUGCGGAAGAGUGUGAGCUUCCACUGAUUGAUCUUAGCAUGCUAAAACUCGGAGGAUCCGAAAGCGAAGAAUGCAAGGCACAGAUAGCCAGGGCUUCACAAGAAUGGGGUUUCUUUCAGGUAAUUAAUCACGGAAUUUCAAAUGAAAUCCUGGAGAACAUGAGGCGCGAGCAAGUUGAUAUUUUCAAGAAGCCGUUUCAUGAGAAGGAAAAUAUGUGUUUUCCUGCCGGAACUUACCGAUGGGGAUCUCUUUCAGCUACUUGCCUCCGGCAGUUGUCGUGGUCGGAAGCUUUUCAUGUUCCUAUGAAUAAUGUUUCAGGCGUAAGUGAUAAUACUGGCCUCAGCCCAACAAUGAAACGCUUUGCCACUACAGUUUCACAUUUAGCACAAAAGCUAGCAGAGAUCUUGGCUGAGAAGAUGGGACAAGAAUCAACUUACUUCAAAGAAAAUUGUGUUCCCAGCAGUUGCUAUCUUCGAAUGAACCGAUAUCCUCCAUGCCCAGUUCCUGAGAUUCCAGGAUUGAUGCCACACACUGACAGUGAUUUUCUCACAAUAGUGCAUCAGGAUCAAAUUGGAGGACUACAAUUAGUAAAGGAUGGAAAAUGGUUUGCUGCUAAGCCUAAUCCAGAUGCUCUGAUUAUCAAUAUCGGAGAUCUUUUUCAGGCCUGGAGCAAUAAUGUUUAUAAGAGUGUUGAACAUAGGGUUGUGACAAAUAAGCAAGCAGAGAGGUUUUCAACAGCUUAUUUUCUAUGUCCAUCUUACGAAACCAAGAUACAGAGCUGCAUGGAGCCUUCAGUGUACAAGCAGUUCAGCUUCAGGGAAUUUAGACAACAAGUUCAACAGGAUGUAAUGAAUUUGGGUUAUAAAAUUGGACUUCCAAGGUUCGUAAUAUAAUACAGCACAAUAUAACAACCACAGGGAAUAAGGAUCGUAUCAUAUCCAACUUUAAAGUAUCAAGAACUGUGAAACUUUUGUUGAUAUUGCCGGAUUUAAUUUUCAGUCGGUGCAUGUAAACGUAUUAUGAAACUAUUUUUAUUUUCAUAUAAAGAUGGUGAACCAUUUUCGUUGCGGUUCAAUCUAGACUGUACUUACUACCAAAUAGAUGAAAAGAAUUCAAGGAGUAUUUUUCAAAA